Molecule: messenger RNA, 1560 nt
Organism: Penicillium pulvis
Lineage: Eukaryota; Fungi; Ascomycota; Eurotiomycetes; Eurotiales; Aspergillaceae
Product: cytochrome P450
Exons: 3
Coding region: 1-1560 (519 amino acids)
Molecular function (GO): iron ion binding; monooxygenase activity; heme binding
Source: RefSeq, a predicted model, not a curated record
AUGGCGAUGUCGGUCACGUCUUUGGUGGCUGUGCUUGUCGUGGCCGUUGUACUAUACAAAGGAGUCAUCUACCCAGCCUUUGUGUCGCCACUUGCCAAGAUCCCUAAUGCGCAUUGGAGUGCUCCCAUUUCGCCACUAUGGAUGCUUUGGAAACGAUUUCGGAUGCAGAACAACCGGACUAUUCAAGCUGCACAUGAAAAGCUUGGUCCGAUUGUCCGGCUUGGGCCAUCGGAGAUCUCCGUCAACUGCGUUGAUGGAGGCAUCAAGUCUGUGUAUACUGGUGGAUAUGAGAAGCAUGAGUGGUAUCCUCGUGUCUUUGGAUCACUUGACACCGUGAGCAUGUUCACGAUGGUCGGCACGAAGACCCACUCCACUCGCAAGAGAAUGAUGUCCAACAUCUAUUCCAAGUCUACGCUGCAGUCAUCACCUCAUCUUAGCAUUGUCUCUGAUGCCGUAAUCUAUGAUCGUCUUCUGCCGAUUAUUCAGGAGUCAGUGGAUGCUAAUGAGACCAUGGAUGUUCAUGAUCUGAACAUGGGACUUACCCUCGACUUCGUCUCUGGAUACCUCUUCGGCCUACGAAAUGGGACAAAUCAUUUACAGGAUCAUGCAUUCCGCAAGCACUGGCUGCACCUAUAUCUAUGCCGAAAGCCAUUCGAGUUCUACCACCAAGAAGCUCCCAACUUGGCUCCAUGGAUGAAAUGCAUUGGUCUCCGAAUUAUCCCGAAAUACUGCGACUCCGCCAACGCAAUGCUCGACGCCUGGGCUCUGGAUCUCUGCGCCAAAGCUGGUGACUCAAUCGACUCAACAGACCCAGCGUUUGAACCUAUUGUAUAUAAGCACCUGAAACAGGGUCUUGAUAAGCAGGCGUUGAAAGCAGGUAUUUUCAAACCAGAUCUCGUCGAGCAGCGGAAUGAAAUCGCCUGCGAAAUGUACGACCAACUCACAGCUGGAUUUGAGACAAGCGCCGUGGGAUUGACGUAUCUGUUCUGGCAACUGUCGAGGCACCCGGAGAUCCAAGAGAAGCUGCGUCAAGAACUAAUGACUCUCGACCCACCGAUCUCUUUCCCCAAAUCCAACGAGCUGCCCUCGGCGAAAUCAAUUGACUCCCUACCUCUUUUGGAAGCUAUUGUUACCGAGACACUGCGUCUUCAUGCACCGAUCCCUGGUAUUCAGCCUCGGGUAACGCCCGCGCCCUCUUGCUCGCUGGCGGGCUAUGACAACAUUCCGGCGAACACGCGAGUCAAUGCGCAGGCGUACUCAUUGCAUCGCAAUCCGGAGGUCUUCCCCAACCCAGAAUCAUGGGAGCCUAAACGAUGGUUGAAAGAAGAGAACUCGGCCGCCGAGCUCGAGGAAAGGCGCCGCUGGUUCUGGGCAUUUGGUAGUGGAGGACGGAUGUGCGUGGGCAGCAAUCUCGCUUUGCAAGAAACGAAAUUGGUGGCAGCUGCCAUCUACUCCAACUUCCGCACCACGAUCGUUGAUGAUACCGACAUCGAAGCCAUAGAUGCCUAUACCGUGCACCCCAAGGCCGAAAAGCUGAUUCUCAAGUUCCAUGCUGUUUAA